AUGGGUUCAUUGAAUAGCAGUAUUCAAAAAGAAUCGAGGCCUGAUUGGAUUGCGCCAACCUCAACACGUAAAGGUGAUGAUGUUCAGCAUAGUCGUUCAAUAUCAUUUGUCCAUAGCAAAUGUUUCACUAAGAAAUUAUCAAAUUUUCGCUGGCGACGAAAGUACCGACAAAUAUCACGCGAAGAUCAGCGUGCGUUUUGUGAUCUCAUCAGUCACUGGACAAGUACUGAGCUUGCUGCUUUAUUGACGGAAAUGGAAAGUGCCUGUAAGGUGCGGGAUUUGAUUUCGAUGGCUGAAGAAGCGCGACCUAGCACAUCUGUUCUAGCAAAAGAUCUGCUCAAUGCAUGGAAAAAUGAAGUAGUUUCUGACUGCUUUGUUAUACAUAAGGGACUCCGCUAUGCUGCUCAUUCCUUUAUACUUCGAGCGCGUUGUCGUUAUUUCUCUGAUUUUUGGAAUUCACUGGUUACACAGCAGUCGGAUAGUGCAAAGUUCGAAAUUCUAUUCAUGGAUAAUAGCAUAUCAUCAGAAACAUUCCAAGCUAUGUUGUAUUAUAUUUAUUCUGGUGAAUACGAUAAAUCAUUAUGUGAUUCCGACCGACAGUCAUUGAAUACUGUUUUGCAAAGGUAUGGUUGUGGUUCGUCGCUUUCUAAUGAUCUUAUGGCAGCAGAUUCCCAGAUAGGAGAAUGUACCUUGGUUUUUACAGCAGGAAACAAUGCAGAAUUUUUAGGAAGAGGGAGUCAUAGUGAAGAUCGUGAUUAUCGAGUAAAAUGUUCGGGAAUAGUUCUGGCAGCACGAUCCAGUUAUUUGCGAUCUAUGAUAGAAAAGCGUAUUUUAUGCGAUGAGGAGUUAGAAAUUGUCAUCAAUGAACAUCUUUUUCCACGCAUAUAUGCACGUAUUAUUUUGGAUGCGAUUUACACAGAUCGAUUGGAUUUGAAUAAGAUGCAAGAGAAAUAUCAAUUAUCAGUAAGCAGCUUGAGUGAAGUGCAAGCAAUCGCAUCUGGACAACGACAUCUUGCCUCUCUUCGUCAUGCCAUUGAUAUAUUCCACAUAGCACAGUUUAUGAAUCUUCCUUAUUUAAUGCAUGCCUGCGAGGACACUAUCAUAGCACAAAUGUCUAUAGAAACGGUAGGAAGUCUUUGGAAUUGGGCAUGCGAACCUGGCGGUUCUGCUUAUGUUCGACGUCAGUGCAUCGCAUUCCUUCGUUCAGAUUUCUCUCGAAUUUGUUCUUCACACAUACUUUUUGAGCUACAAGAAGACUUAUUGAGGAAUUGUCUGCUUUCCGACUAUGUUCAGUGUGCUGAAGUGAAAAUCCUGGAAACAGUAAUACGGUGGGGUGAACAUGAAUUGAUGCGACGGAUGGAGGAACGAGAACCAAAUUUGAUCGCCAAUACUAUCCACAGUGUUAGUCGGAAAGGCAUCCGCCGUUCUGAGUUGAAUGACGAAGAGUUGAAGAGUAUUUUGGCAGAUUUACUUCCUCUUGUUCGGAUCGAUUACAUUCUUCCUCCAUUCCACCGGAGUUUGAAUGCUGCUUAUAAACGGGGUCUGCUGGAUAGAUCAGCACACGUCGAUUUAUUGGGCCAGUGUUAUCCUGAUAGCAGAUCGCCGGAUGUGAAUCCUGAUGCACACUGGUUUGAUCACAGUGUACCACGCCGACAUUCUGCCGGACCACGGCUUCUAAUACCAUAUAUUGCACAAGUCCAGAAGCAGUUGAAACGUUUAUAUAGAAGUGGCGAAAAUAUAUCAUGCACAUUACAGCAAAAAGGUUCUCCUACCAAUGAACUGCAACUUGUUGUUAACAAUUUAUCGCCAGAAAUUAUUUCCGAAACUUUAAAACUAAAGGUUGAAAGGCGUUUGAAGGAAUUAGCUGAGAAUGAUUUAUUGAAGAAAAUAUCCUGCUGUGGUUGUUCACACCAUCUUGAGUUAGCCAUUGAACAGAUUCGUCUUCGUGUACUUCGAGAAUUAAAUAUGGAUGACGAUUGUUUGGAACUAUCAUGUAUUUAUCCGGCAUCAAAACGAAAUCUACUGCCACAUUAUUAUUCUAACGAACCAACAGUAGCUGUUGCCUCUGAUGCCGUCAAUAUUGACAUUUCACUUUCGUCUAGGGCUCUUUCUGACUACGGUAACCGCGGGAAAAGCUGCUUACCAGAUGUACUGUGCGAUGAAGCCACUUUAUAA
Messenger RNA from Cercopithifilaria johnstoni, 2175 nucleotides. NCBI's taxonomy places the organism in Eukaryota, Metazoa, Nematoda, Chromadorea, Rhabditida, Onchocercidae. The record is from the annotation of a GenBank genome assembly.